Alnus glutinosa is the source of this 1266-nucleotide messenger RNA. Its product is annotated as probable LRR receptor-like serine/threonine-protein kinase At3g47570. NCBI's taxonomy places the organism in Eukaryota, Viridiplantae, Streptophyta, Magnoliopsida, Fagales, Betulaceae. The record is from RefSeq and is a predicted model, not a curated record. The transcript has 3 exons. Bases 1 to 1266 code for a protein of 421 amino acids. Gene Ontology annotation, molecular function: protein binding.
AUGGUCGUUCAUAUUGUGGCAGGUGCAAUACCAAGUGAAAUUGGUAAUCUCCAAUACCUUGAGUUAUUAGUUAUCCGUUUGAACAACUUUACUGCUCCAAUUCCAUUUGAGAUCUUUAAUAUCUCAACAAUAACAGAUAUUGAUAUGGCUUACAAUAACCUCUUAGGCCAUCUUCCAUCAAAUGUAGGCAUCUUACUUCCAAAUCUUUAUGGCCUUUAUCUUGAAGGAAACAAACUAAGUGGAACAAUACCAAGCUCUAUCUCCAAUGCAUCACAAUUCACUGAACUAGAUCUGGGUGACAACUCAUUAUGGGGCUUAAUUCCUAAAUCACUUGGUAAUUUAAGGCUCCUGGAGUGGCUCACCCUAUUAGUAAAUAAUUUGACCCUUGGAUCUUCCACUCCAAAAUUCAACCUUUUCUCUUCUUUGUCAAAUUUGGCAUAUUUAACAACUUUAGAUUUGUCAAAUAAUCAACUAAAUGGCGUACUUCAGAGUUCCAUUGGAAAUCUCUCUACUUCACCUCAAGAACUUCACAUGGAUAAUUGCAAUAUUAAGGGCAACAUUCCUAGAGAUAUUGGCAAUUUAAGCAACUUGAUCCCUUUGGAGUUACUGAACAAUGAAUUGACUGGACCAAUUCCAGCUACAUUGGGAAGAUUGCACAAGCUUCAAGGUUUGAGGCUUUAUAAUAAUAGACUAGACGGUGUCAUCCCAUCUGAUCUUUGCCAUUUAGGGAACUUGUUUGAAUUGUUUUUACGCGAGAUUGAAAAUUUGAAGGUCUUGAGAGUAUUAGAGUUAUCAAGAAAUGAACUAUCUGGUGGUAUCCCAACAACAAUUGGUGGCCUCAAAGAUUUAGCUAAUCUCUCAUUGGAGGAUAAUCGAUUAGAAGGCUCAAUUCCUGAAUCUUUUGGCGAAUUGGUAAGUUUGGAAUUCUUGGACUUUUCCAGAAACAAUUUAUCCAGUGAGAUUCCAAAGUCCUUACGAGCAGUUUCGCAACUUAAAUAUCUAAAUAUCUCUUUCAAUAGACUACAAGGGAAAAUUCCUGUAAAAGGACCAUUUGUGAACUUUUCCGCUGCAUCAUUUAUGUCAAAUGAUAGACUUUGUGGUUCUCGAAACAGUUGCUCUUGUGUUAUUUUGGACAAGAUGCAGAAAAAGGAAUGUGAAAAUUCUAGUGGAGGGAAACUCAUUACCAAUAGUCACAUGGAGAAGAAAUUCUCAACAAGAACUUUUACAAGCGACAGAAGGGUUCAGUUCAAACAACUUACUUGGUGA